This is a messenger RNA of Phycomyces blakesleeanus NRRL 1555(-), 708 nucleotides long. RefSeq lists its product as hypothetical. NCBI's taxonomy places the organism in Eukaryota, Fungi, Mucoromycota, Mucoromycetes, Mucorales, Phycomycetaceae. Bases 1 to 708 code for a protein of 235 amino acids. The record is from RefSeq and is a predicted model, not a curated record. The transcript is spliced from 4 exons.
AUGCGUCCUACGCUCUAUCCUGCAGCAGAAGAGUUGAUUCGAAAUAAAAAGCAACAAAAAUUAGACGAGCAAGAACAAGGUCUCCAAGAAAAAAGCUUUACUUCUACUAAAAGAAAAAGACACAAGCACAAUAAUACUCUUGGUGAGUUGAGAGCAAAGAAAGCUGCUUAUGUUCUCGUUGUUUGCAACUCAUGUGGAGCUCAAGGUCAUUCAACUAAAAGAAGUCCUAUAUGCCCAAACCAUGACAUGACUUUGCUACAGUUGUUAAAUAGGGAUCUUGGCCCUCAUCAACGAUAUACCUUGUCCAUUACUCUCGAUUCCUUUAUCUCCAAUAAUGAUCAUAUACAACGUGCUCGAGGCAGAAUUAUCUUGCAAUCGUCUUUCUUGCGCGAGGUGUUGCCACACCAUUACCCUAGACUACAACAUCUUCAGGCAUUAUAUACAGAGCCGAUGCAAACUAACGGAGUUAAUCUUACUGUCAGCUUGAAUGGCCUUAAAAAUUAUGGUGCGGUAGUAUCUUCUGCAUGCAUGACUAUUGCGACUACAUACAACAACUGUUAUUAUCUUUCCAUAAUGGCAAUAAAGAACAUCGUAUAUGAACAUUUACUGGACAAUCUACUGAUUAAACUGCCAGCUCCAUUUCAAAUCCCAGAUCAAAUAUUGCCAGACGGCUAUUAUACUUUCUCGACUUUCUGCCUUUCUAAAUGA